Molecule: messenger RNA, 1587 nt
Organism: Alternaria postmessia
Lineage: Eukaryota; Fungi; Ascomycota; Dothideomycetes; Pleosporales; Pleosporaceae
Exons: 4
Coding region: 1-1587 (528 amino acids)
Biological process (GO): transmembrane transport
Cellular component (GO): membrane
Molecular function (GO): transmembrane transporter activity
Source: RefSeq, a predicted model, not a curated record
AUGAAAACCAUGGCCGACUCAUCCAGGAAGAUUGAUGAAACUUACAGUAACAAGGAGCCUUCGGCACAAACUGUUGCAAGAGAUGGAGAGGCGCCCGUAUCUGUCCUCGAAGAUGGGUCGCUGGAUCCGGUGUACGAAGCCAAGGCGAAGAUGCUGAACAAAGCAAUCCAGGACAUAGGCAUGGGAAGGUAUCAGUGGCAGCUCUUCAUCGUCAUCGGCUUCGGAUGGGCCAUGGACAAUCUCUGGCCCAUCGUAACAUCGUUGAUCUUCACACCUGUGAGCAACGAGUUCAGCCCUACCAGACCACCGCUUCUGUCUCUGUCUCAAAACAUUGGACUUCUCUUCGGCGCAGUGUUCUGGGGUUUCGGUUGUGACAUAUUCGGCAGGAGAUGGGCCUUCAAUCUCACCAUCGGUAUCACGGCUGUAUUCGGUAUGAUAGCGGCGAGUAGUCCAAACUUUGCUGCCAUUGGCACUUUUGCUGCUUUAUGGUCUGUUGGCGUGGGUGGAAACCUGCCUGUAGACUCUGCCAUCUUUCUCGAGUUUCUCCCUGGAUCACACCAGUAUUUGUUGACAAUCCUGUCGAUAAACUGGGCGCUCGCACAAGUCUUUGCUACUCUUGUAGCAUGGCCGUUGCUUGGAAAUCUUACAUGUCAACAGACGGAUACAAACUGCGCGAGAGGAGAGAAUAUGGGAUGGCGAUACUUUAUGAUUGUAAUGGGAGGUGUUGCUCUUAUGAUGUUCAUUGGACGCUUCGUCUUCUUUACAAUCUUCGAAUCGCCUAAGUUCCUCAUGGGCAAAGGAAACGAUUCAGAAGCCGUCCGUAUUGUUCAUGAGGUUGCCCGCCGCAACGGCAAAGCUUCGUCUCUGACUCUCGAGGAACUCACGACUUGCAACAACUACGCGCUACCUGGUACCGCUCAGCAAACCAGCACUGCCACCGCAGUGGUCAAGCGCAACCUUCAGAAGUUGGACAGCUCGCACGUCAAGGCUCUUUUCGCCACGAAGAAACUAGCUUUUUCAACUAGCACAAUCACCUUGGUCUGGGCAUUUAUCGGACUCGGUUACCCACUAUACAACGCAUACCUGCCCUAUAUCCAAGCCACACGUGGCGUAGACUUUGGCGAUGGCUCCACCUAUAUAACCUAUCGCAACAGUCUCAUCAUCGCUGUCCUGGGCGUACCAGGCUGUAUCCUUGGUGGUCUGCUCGUUGAGGCGCCUUAUAUAGGCCGCAAAGGCACACUGUCCUUGUCCACAGUGCUUACUGGUGUAUUCCUGCUAUGCUCCACAAGGGCACUCAAUUCUAACAGCCUCCUUGGAUGGAACUGUGCCUACAACUUCAUGAGCAAUAUCAUGUACGCAGUCUUGUACGCAUACACCCCUGAGAUCUUCCCAACAAAGGAUCGCGGUACAGGAAAUGCCAUCACAGCGAGCGCGAACAGAGUUUUUGGUAUCAUGGCGCCCAUUGUUGCUAUGUUUGCGGACUUGGAGACUAGCGUGCCCGUUUACGUGAGUGGGGCAUUGUUCAUCGCUGCGGGGCUGUUAGUGCUGAUAUUGCCUUUUGAGAGUAGAGGAAAGGCGAGCAUGUAA